This is a messenger RNA of Colletotrichum scovillei, 1038 nucleotides long. RefSeq names its product ER lumen protein retaining receptor. Gene Ontology annotation, cellular component: membrane; endoplasmic reticulum; cis-Golgi network. Bases 1 to 1038 code for a protein of 345 amino acids. The transcript has 4 exons. Lineage: Eukaryota; Fungi; Ascomycota; Sordariomycetes; Glomerellales; Glomerellaceae. Gene Ontology annotation, biological process: endoplasmic reticulum to Golgi vesicle-mediated transport; protein retention in ER lumen. The record is from RefSeq and is a predicted model, not a curated record. Gene Ontology annotation, molecular function: ER lumen protein retrieval receptor activity.
AUGACUGCGUGGAACGUAUUUCGUUUCAUGGGAGACAUCUCCCAUCUCCUCUCCAAAUGCAUCCUGAUGAUUGCGAUACAUCGCAACAGGAGUGCUGAAGGUGUCUCCCUCAUCACCCAGGGUCUGUACGCCUUGGUCUUCUGCACACGCUACCUCGACAUCUUCUCCGAACAAUCAGCAUGGAACUUCAUCUUCAAGAUAUUCUAUAUUUCAUCAUCCUUCUACAUCAUCGGGGCCAUGCAGUGGAUCUUCCCCCGCACCAGAGAACGUGAGCUCUCGUGGAAGGUCGGCGCCGGCGUCUUCGGCCUCUCGCUCGUCUUGUCUCCCUUUGCCAUGCUCAUCUUUGAGAGCUACUGGAGCUUCCGCGUCUGGCUUUGGGACUUUAGCCAGAUCCUCGAAUCCAUCUGCGUCUUGCCUCAACUGCUCCUGCUUCGCCAGACAACCGUUCCGACCGUCAUCGACUCCUUCUACCUCGUCACCCUUGGCUCGUACCGUGGAUUAUACCUGAUCGGAUGGAUCACGCGCGAGCUCGACAUCAACGACAAGGCGCCAAACACGGUCUCUGUCAUCUUUGGCAUUAUCCAGACGGCGCUGUAUGUCGACUUCGCCUGGGUAUACUACACCCGCCAGCGCGUCAAGCUCCGCAACGGUGGCAUUGUCGAUGCCGACGACUUGCGUAGAGGCUGGUUGCUCAACAGAAUCUUUGGAAAGCGCAUUGAUGCCCACUCUGACGACGAAGAGAGCGCCCCUGCUCUCGGCGACGACGAUGGCCAGGGCCGCCGCGGUGGUGGACGGCCCAAGUGGGGUGCCCGUGGCAUCUCAGUCAGCGCAGAUGAGGGUGUUCUGGAUACCGACCGGGACAACCAGCGCCGGGAUGAGGAGCUCGAGGAGGGUGUCAUUGACCCCGAUGCCAAGAUGCAGGACCCCGAUGAGCUCGCCCGUGUGCUGGAUGACGAUGAUGACGACGAUACGAACAAGGCGUCCGGAAGCAAUGGCACACCCGCCGGGAUCGACAACGGUUCUGAGUGGCGCAACUAG